Molecule: messenger RNA, 6339 nt
Organism: Hipposideros armiger (great roundleaf bat)
Lineage: Eukaryota; Metazoa; Chordata; Mammalia; Chiroptera; Hipposideridae
Gene: ZBTB26
Product: zinc finger and BTB domain containing 26
Exons: 2
Coding region: 2064-3389 (441 amino acids)
Biological process (GO): regulation of transcription by RNA polymerase II
Molecular function (GO): protein binding; RNA polymerase II cis-regulatory region sequence-specific DNA binding; DNA-binding transcription factor activity, RNA polymerase II-specific
Source: RefSeq, a predicted model, not a curated record
GGAGCUCCUGGCGGUGCCGGAUCCUGACGGCGGCCUUCCCCUGGGUCUGCUCUCAUGGCCUCAGACCUGUCGUGUUCCUGCAGACACUGAGUUGGUCUUCCUACCAGCAAUUCUUCCUUCUCACCACUGUCAAGCAAAUCCUAUAAGUUCAACAAAUGCAAACUGAGCACUGCCAUAGGUUUAGUACAGUAUUAGGUGGCAGAAAUACACACCAAUUUGAACAUAAGAGGGUUUGGACAGUUAUGCGGCUGCAGUAAGUAGAAUUUGAAGCAAAAGGAAAACAUGUUUUGCAUUAGAAGAUGCAGGUUCCCAACAGCCCGUUGAAGAGAAUGGAGAUGUUUUCCUCUUAAGGCCACGAAGAUUGCAGUUUGGAGGGGGAGGAAAGAGUUAUUUAAUAAAGUAUUUUGAGUGUUAUGAUAGAAGUAUUAUGCUAUGGGUCUAGUAGAUACAACUGUUCUAGUCUAAGGGUCAGGGCCUGUCAGAGGAAAUAAAGGAAUCAGAAUUGGCUAGGAGUAGUGUUCUUAACCAAAGAAGUACCUGAGCUAAGGCUUAGAAUCAAUAGAGUGCUAUCAUGCACCAGGUACUGAGCAAUAUAAGUAAGACCUGGACUCUGCCUUCAGGAGCUGGUGUCCUAUGGACCUUUAUAAGUCAAUGUUAUCGAAGAUGAAAUUAUAAAGAUUGGGCCUCAGGGUCCAGAUGUGGCCAAAAGCAGCUGGUUGUCAUGAUUAUCAACUACAAAGUUGAUGACUGCCCAAAAUUCAAGCUGAAUUUAUUGAUGCACUGAGAUUGUAGAACUAUUUCUCAAGGGUAGACCUGAUAUACCUACAGACCUCACAUAAGACUGGUAUAUAGAUAGAGAGGGCCAGUUUAUUAUUUUUACAAUGGCUGGUAGGCUGGAAUUAUGGUGGAAUGGCUAAUUUAUCUUUCCCUUUAGAGAGACACACAGGAAGCCAAGUUAUCAGAAGAUCAUUUGAAGAGUAUGGAAUCAGAACAUAGGGACUUUCUCCAAAAGAACUGCUAUGUAAAGGGACAAAUAUGCAGAGUUUUGGAAAAGACAUCUUCUCUGUGGUUAAAUGGGUUAUGCCAAUGUUUACCUUAAUUAUUAUUUACUUAAAUAAGUUUAUACUCAAGAGGUUAGUCUUCAUCCAGGAGACGGUGGGAAGUCACAGAAGGAUUUUAGGCAGGGGUUGGAUAUAAUCAGGUCUGUGAUUUCGAAAGAUGAAAUAUGGUGGUGUAGAAGUUGGAUUAGAGGGAAAAGAAGCCGGUAGCCAAGGAACAUUUAUGAAUCAGUUCUAGUCCAGUGAAUGAGUAAUGAUGGAUAAAUAGGGAUAAAGAAGAAAGAACAGAAUCUAGUAAGGAUUAAUUAGAUUCACCUUCUCCCUACUCAGAUUCCCACCAAGUGGCUCAUCUGGUUUUUAUACAUCAAAUAUUUUAUUUACUUUCUAUAUCAAGAAAUGUUUCUGGGGAGUUCAGAUUUGUCCAAAAUGCACAGUAUAAAGACCUGUGCCUUUGACACUGUCCAAACAUUAUCGCUUUAGGUCUGUAACUUUUAUUUUUAUCACAGAAAUACUUGCAUGAAUAAAUUCACAUCACUGCAGUUCUUUAAAAUACAAAGCAAAGAAAAAGAGUGUUUUGUCUUCGAAGAAGCAGGCUUGUAGUGUCGUGCAAAAGAACAUAGCUACUUCAUAAUUACUUGUUGGGAUGUUUUAGUUUGUUUUUGAAACCUGAUAUAGAAUUCUCAUUUGAGAAGCAAAAAAAAAAUGCUCUUGGAGUAACUCAAGCACUGUUCUUGUAUUAAGUAUCUUAGAAAACUGAAUGAAUGCCAAGCCAUUUACACUGAUACAAGUCCACUCCUUAGGUACAAUUGACACUUGAUGUUGGCAAGGAGUAAUUUUUAACAGCCUUUGAAAGCUGCUUCCUCUUUCAAGGAAAAUUUCAUUUGGAUACUCACACAGAGAUAUGACAACACAGAUUUGGUUUUGGAAGGAAAAUCCAGGUUUCUUAAUUGUUUGAAUUUUCUUAAAUUCAUCCUUUUUACAUUUGUGUUCUUUAGGUCUGCGAAAAUGUCUGAAAGAUCAGAUCUCCUUCACUUCAAGUUUGAAAAUUAUGGAGAUUCAAUGUUACAAAAAAUGAACAAAUUAAGAGAAGAGAAUAAAUUUUGUGAUGUUACAGUUCUCAUAGAUGAUAUUGAGGUACAGGGGCAUAAAAUUGUGUUUGCUGCAGGUUCCCCCUUCUUAAGAGACCAGUUUUUACUGAAUGAUUCCAGAGAGGUGAAAAUCUCCAUAUUACAGAGUUCCGAAGUGGGGAGACAAUUGCUCUUAUCCUGUUAUAGUGGUGUGCUGGAAUUCCCUGAGAUGGAACUGGUAAAUUACUUGACUGCUGCGAGUUUUCUACAGAUGAGCCACAUUGUAGAACGGUGCACACAGGCCUUGUGGAAGUUUAUAAAGCCAAAACAACCAAUGGAUAGUAAAGAGGGAUGUGAACCACAGAGUGCUUCUCCCCAGUCAAAAGAACAGCAGGGAGAUGCCAGAGGCUCCCCAAAGCAGGACUCACCUUGUAUUCAUCCAUCUGAAGACAGUAUGGAUAUGGAGGACAGUGAUAUUCAGAUUGUUAAGGUAGAAUCUAUUGGGGAUGUAUCCGAGGUUAGAAGUAAAAAAGAUCAGAACCAGUUUAUUUCUUCUGAACCCACUGCUUUACAUUCAUCAGAGCCCCAGCACUCCCUGAUAAAUUCAACUGUGGAAAACAGAGUAAGUGAAAUAGAACAAAACCACCUCCACAAUUAUGCCCUCUCUUACACAGGCAGUGAUAACAUCAUCAUGGCCUCCAAAGAUGUCUUUGGGCCUAAUAUUCGAGGUGUAGACAAAGGCCUACAGUGGCAUCACCAGUGCCCAAAGUGUACCAGGGUGUUUCGUCACCUGGAGAACUACGCCAACCAUUUAAAAAUGCACAAACUCUUUAUGUGUCUACUCUGCGGCAAGACUUUCACUCAGAAAGGCAACCUUCAUCGACACAUGCGUGUGCAUGCCGGCAUUAAACCUUUCCAGUGUAAGAUCUGUGGGAAAACCUUUUCUCAGAAGUGUUCCUUACAGGAUCAUCUUAACCUUCACAGUGGAGAUAAGCCCCAUAAGUGUAACUAUUGUGACAUGGUUUUUGCACAUAAACCAGUUUUGAGGAAACACCUUAAACAGCUGCAUGGCAAAAACAGCUUUGAUAAUGCCAAUGAAAGAAAUGUGCAAGACCUCACAGUGGAUUUUGAUUCUUUUGCAUGUACAACAGUCACAGACUCUAAAGGGUGUCAGCCACAGCCUGAUGCAACACAGGUCUUGGAUGCAGGUAAACUGGCCCAAGCUGUCCUGAACCUAAGGAAUGAUAGUACUUGUGUGAAUUGAGUAGGGGCUUUAUGCUCACAACUAGAACUGACUGAAAACGUGGCAAUAGUCUUGAGUCUUUUUAGGAGUGAUUUUGCUAGUUUGACUUCUCCAAAGCCUCUGUGCAGGUUGUAGGGGUGAAUCAAAGCACUAACAGACCAGGCAACUUACCACUUGGAGUGGUCUUGCCUUCCUUUUGCCCCCUCCCAUUUUCUGUUUUUGAAUUAUUUAUCUUGUGACAUCUGUUUGCCUUUCCCAAGGAGUAUUCCAUUUGUCUACCUAACAUUGACUUAUGUUUUAGACUGACACCAUUUUAAGCUCAGUGAAGGUACCAACAAGUUAAUGACAUCACCUACACUCCACUAAUGGAUGCUAUUAUGCUAAGAGAAGUGAAUAACAUUUUUCUUUGGCAGAAGAUGGGCUGAGAUACAAGGUGAUAUUGCUGUUGGCCUGAAUAUGUGAUAGAACUUCUGGUUGCCUAUUGAUAAUUCAUCUAUGUAUGAUGAAUGAAUGAAUCUGCUUCCGUCCCUUUGUACUUUUCUUGGAGCUGGCUAUAAAGAAGCAUUUGUUCUGUAUUCUUUUCAACAGUAUUAUAGCUCAACUUCAUGUCGAUGAAUUGUUCCCAUAGACCAGAGUACAGUCUUUUCAGCAACACCUGCAGACAUUGUUAGGAAUCACCACGAACAUAAUCAACAAAGGAUAGAAGUACAGUUGUACAAUAGUACCUACAUGGGAGAUCUUCCCCAAAAGAAGCCAAAUGCUUAUAAUUAAUGUGUAAUUUAUUUGUUGAUGCUUUUGAAGUCAGGAUGGCUCCAGGUGUACUUAUAAUAGUCUCUCUAAAAGGGGGCUAUUUGGGAGUCACUCUCUGGGCCUCUGUUUUAGAGGCUGGCCAUCAUCAGAAAGGUGUUUGGCAUUCAGAGUUUUGUGCAGUAUACAAAUUGUCUCUGAAUUCUCAUUUUCCUAUGUACCUCAAUUUCCAAAAUAGAUGAAAAAAGUGGGUCACGGAGGAGUAAUCAGAUUUUUGCAUUCAGAUAUUCCUGUAAAGGUACACAGUCCCACCUUGCCUUGUUUGGUAGAUGGCUAAUACAAAGUUGAUCUUCCAAUAUGGAAAAACAAGACAACUGUUUUUGCUAAAGCACAUGUUAUAGUUCAGAAACAAUUUGAGUCUUAGUUUCUGACUCAUGAGGUAGAUUUAGGUAAUAGGCGUUAGAGUCCUUAGAGAAUGUUGAGAUCAUUUACUCCACCUCUUCUUUUUUAAUUUGGGGUAGCCAAAGCCCAAAGAGGUGGCCUGGCCAAGGUUGGCCAAAGUAGAUAAGUAACUAAAUAUGAGCUAAUGUUACCUCACUAUCUCUUGGCUUAAAAAGAUUUAGUACAUGAUCAAGAAUAUAUUAGCAAAAAGCUCACUUUGUGAAUCCCUGUUGAUUUUCCGAAACAGCCUGGAUUUUGCAAACAAAAUAUCACAGAAUGAUUUAUUUUUGUUAAUUCUUUUUUGGUUAGAAUGAACAUUCUUCCCAAGAAAGUGACUGAUUUGCUGGGUGUUGGUUAGGGAGGGAAAGGAAAGUAAGAAUAAACGUGAGAAGGAUCCAAAUGUGAAACAGAUUUUGUCUGGAAACAGUCUUUAUUUAGUUUUCACCUGGAUUUUCUGUUUUAUUUUUGAGCCGAGAGUGCAUGUACAGAUAAACCAAAAAUUAAGAUUAACUUGAGUAGUCAGAGGAAAUUCUUAUUGUUAUAACUUGAUGCAUUUACAUGUGAAUCUGAUUUGAGGUAUCAUUUCUACUUUUAUUAAAAGAUUUAAAAUGAAGAAUAAAAUUGAGUGAUUAGACUACUAGGUACCUUGUGCCUAAAGUCACUCUUAUAUGAUAUAAUGAUGCUGCCUAGCACUCUGAUUUUUAUAUGAUCCAGCCAAAGAGUACCAAUUCUAUGCAAUAGUGAUACACUAACAUGAUAACCAACAUUUUCUCUCAACAUCAUUUCAUCACAGAAAUUUCAAUUUGGAGUGCUUCCUUUGCUUGCAUUCAUGUCCUGUUUUUGUUACUGGUUUGAAGACUAAAAGGCAUAGAUUCAAAUAAGAUUGGUCUCUUUGGUUGGAGACUAUUACUGGGUUCAUUCAGUCAUUCAAGAAACAUUUAUUGAGCAUCAACUGUUGCCAGGCACUAUGCUACAUACUGAGGAUACGAAGGUAAGAUUGCUAUGGUCCCUGCCCUCACAGAGCUUAGUCUCAUGUGGUCUUAGGGAGAUAAAGUGUCCAUUUGAUUUUAUACAAGGAAUAAUAAAGGAAACUGCCUUGCUUUCUUUGAUCACCUAAAAUCAGCAUCUUCAUGAUUUUGUUAUCAGUAAAAGUUAUAGUUCUCACUUUUUGUAACUGCAAACCACUGAAGUGAUUUACAGUCUCCUCCAUGUCUUGGCUGGAGAGGUGUCCUGUUUCUGUGAGACAUUUUCUUAAUUUUGGUGGGACUUGACUUUUCUCCUUUGUUUAUACAUGUUUCAUAGAUUGUUUUGCAAAAUGGUCAAGUUAUUGGUAUAAAAUACGUUUUAUAGGGGGAGAUGACUUUCCAAACUAGUCAUAUUCUUAUAGAGGAAGAUUUUUAAAAACCUUAGUUAUUCAGCAUUGGUAUUGUAUGGAUUCCCAGGAUAUCUAAAGAGAGAACACUCUCUUUACCGUAGUUUGUUUUAAAAAAUUACUGUGUCACAGUUAUUUAUUUAUUAUUUAAUUUUAAAGACAAACUCCAAACUGAAGUGGCUCUGAGGUAAAUCAGAUGUGGUUUUAAUUUGUCUUAGUUUAUUAGAUCUAUAAAUGGAAGGUGACCAGUGUCAUUACUUCUAAAAUAUUGUCCUAAAUAAACAGCCCAGAACAUUUUAUUUCAGCUGGUGAAUAGCUGUUCUAAAUCUGUUGUAUGUUAGACAUACUAUGAACUACCUCUUCACUUAUUAUGGGGACGUUUCCUUAAUAAAAGUGUGACCAUUAAAACUC